AUGGCCGGUUUCUCCAAUGGCAACCAGGCUGAGAGUUUUGCAAAGAGUCCAACCAUCAAGUUCACCAAGCUUUUCAUCAAUGGACACUUCGUUGAUUCCAUUUCAGGAAAGACGUUUGAGACCAUUGAUCCGAGAACAGAGCAGGUGAUUGCCAGUAUUGCGGAGGGAACUAAGGAAGACGUUGAUCUUGCGGUAAAGGCCGCUCGUCACGCCUUUGAUUUCGGUCCAUGGCCUCGCUUGCCCGGCGCUGAGAGAGCAAGAAUAAUGAUGAAAUGGGCAGAAAUAGUUGAAGAGAACAAAGAAGAAAUAGCAGCAUUGGAUGCGAUUGAUUGUGGGAAGCUGUACCAUUGGUGCAAGGAUGCUGAAAUUCCGCAAGCAGUGGCAGCCCUAAGAUACUAUGCUGGUGCUGCUGAUAAGGUUCAUGGGGAUGUACUGAAAAUGAGCAGAGAGUUCCAAGCUUACACACUUCUUGAACCAAUUGGUGUGGUGGGACACAUUAUUCCAUGGAAUUUCCCAACCUUCAUGUUCUUCUCCAAGGUUGCUCCUUCCUUAGCUGCUGGCUGCACUAUGGUCCUCAAGCCUGCUGAACAAACCCCUCUCUCUGCUUUGUUCUUUGCUCAUCUUGCCAAACUGGCUGGUAUCCCAGAUGGAGUGCUCAAUGUUGUGCCUGGAUUUGGUCCUACUGCUGGUGCUGCUCUUAGCUCACACAUGGACAUUGAUGCGGUCAGUUUCACUGGUUCAACAGAAGUAGGGCGUGAAGUCAUGAAAGCUGCAGCACUGAGUAACUUGAAACCAGUUUCACUUGAAUUAGGAGGUAAGUCCCCAUUAAUAAUAUUUGAUGAUGCUGAAAUAGACAAGGCAGCAGAGCUCGCAAUAGCAGGCAUCAUGUUCAACAAGGGAGAAAUCUGUGUUGCUAGUUCUCGUGUAUAUGUUCAGGAAGGGAUCUACGAUGAAUUUGAGAAGAAAUUGGUGGAAAAGGCAAAAGCUUGGGUAGUUGGAGACCCUUUGGAUCCCAACGUGCAACAAGGACCACAGGUUGACAAGAAACAGUUUGAUAAAGUAAUUUCAUAUAUUGAGCAUGGAAAGAGGGAAGGAGCCAGGCUUCUGACGGGUGGCAAGAGAUGGGGCCACAAGGGUUAUUACAUCGAGCCAACAAUUUUCGCCAAUGUCAAUGAGGACAUGCUUAUCGCACAAGAUGAAAUCUUUGGACCUGUCAUGUCACUAAUGAAGUUCCGCACCAUGGAGGAAGCAAUCGGGAGGGCAAACAACACCAGGUAUGGCCUCGCAGCAGGCAUUGUGACCAACAACUUAAAUAUAGCGAACGCAAUGUCAAGGUCCAUCCGAGCAGGAACCAUCUGGAUUAACUGCUACCUCGUGUUCAGCCUCGAUUGCCCUUAUGGAGGCUAUAAGAUGAGCGGAUUUGGUAGAGAGUCUGGAAUGGAAGCUCUUCACAAGUACCUCCAAAUCAAAUCUGUCGUCACUCCCAUUUACAAUUCGCCAUGGCUCUGAAUUUAUCUCAUUCUACAACCUCGAGCUUCGAUGAGUUUCCAGAAUUCUCUCUGUUUGAAGAAAUCCUGUGGUGAUUUUUGCACCUAAUCGUUUGCUAAUUCAGCUCUUGAUUAUAGACAAUUUCUAC
This is a messenger RNA of Neltuma alba, 1636 nucleotides long. RefSeq names its product aldehyde dehydrogenase family 2 member C4-like. The transcript is spliced from 9 exons. Lineage: Eukaryota; Viridiplantae; Streptophyta; Magnoliopsida; Fabales; Fabaceae. Gene Ontology annotation, molecular function: oxidoreductase activity, acting on the aldehyde or oxo group of donors, NAD or NADP as acceptor. The coding region runs from base 1 to 1509 and encodes 502 amino acids. The record is from RefSeq and is a predicted model, not a curated record.